Messenger RNA from Enterobius vermicularis (human pinworm), 1443 nucleotides. Lineage: Eukaryota; Metazoa; Nematoda; Chromadorea; Rhabditida; Oxyuridae. The record is from the annotation of a GenBank genome assembly.
AUGCAUUAUGGUUACAGUGAGGCAGUAGUGGCUAUGGCAACUGCGGAUGUGAUGGUGUAUGAUGAUGCCACCAAAAGGUGGGUGGCUCCGGACGGAGGCAUUGAGCCGGCUAGGUCGCAAGUUAGAAUACUUCGCAACACCCAUACAAACGCGUUCCGUAUUGUUGGUACCAGACUACAGAAUCGGCAAUGGAUUUUGAAUUGCAAUGUUUAUGACCGGUUGAAGUAUAAUCCCGCCACUCCUCUUUUUCAUCAAUGGAGAGAUGAAAAAAGGAAAGUUUAUGGUUUGAACUUUAUGUCUGAGGAUGACGCACGCUCAUUUAUCUCUGUAAUGACCGAUGUACUUGCACUGCUAGCGUCAAGCAGUGAUUAUCAAAACGGUACUGCAUUUGGAAAUUCCAAUGGCGUUUAUCAUGAGCCUCAGCAACUUCAUCAUGUACCGCAUAGUGAACCUUCCUUUAGAGACGCUGAUCAAGAGAGCAUAUGCUCUGGCAGUAUACCCGCUGCGCUGACAAAUAAUUAUAGGAAGUCUUCACACUCAAUGCACAGUUCGGCUAGCGCUGGAUUGACUUUAUCGAGUGCGCAGCGCAGAGCAUCUCAAGGUUCAUCGAGCUCUUCUUCUAACGGAUCGUCUGGCCCAGGUGCUGUUUAUGCGUCAUCUGUAGCUGCAGCGUCUAGUUCUAUGCGGGUUCCACCAGGAUCGGAAGCACCAGCCCUUGCUUCUGCAAAUCCACCUCCUGCCCCUCCUUUGCCCGCUGGAGGUUUAGGUUCGUUAUUUUGUUACCUUAACUUAUUAGCUGAAACUAUUUUAGCCCCUCUAAGUACCAACGCUCCUCCAGCGCCUCCUCCACCACCACCACUGGGAGGUUUAGGAACGAACAAGUCCAGCACUAUGUCAAUUGCAGAUCAAAUUAAGAAUGUCCAGUUGCGAAAAACUAAUACCAAUUCUAAUUCCACAGCUCCUACUAAAAACGAGAAUUCUGCAGCCGCUCGUGGGCAUGGAGCUUUGUUUUCUGAGCUCGAGGCAACACUAAACAAGCGUAAAAAUUAUGUUGAGAAUGAGUCUCGAUCCUCAGGUCUUUGCCACUUAUUUGUGUAUUAUUUUAAUUUAGAACCAGGUGCAGGCAGUAUUACAAAACGUGCUUGGGAGAGACCCGCUGGAACUGGUGCUUUUACUGGUCCGAACAAUGGUAGCACCGAUUCGCCAAGGAUGCAUAGAAACGUAAAUAGAGCCCAUAGUGGUUCUUCUUUGUCAAGUCAGGAAGAGCCACGACAGAACGCUAACAGCCUGGCGAAUAAAAAUGGUGACGCAGGAGUUAUUGCAGCUCAGAUAACUCCGGAAAUGCUUGAAAAAUGGAAGGUAGACUUGUUGAAUGAGGUGGGAGAACUGAUCAACAGAGCCAAGGAAGAAAUAUUGGGAGCUAUAAGGCAGGAAAAAAGAUAG